CUUUUCUUGACAUCCCACUUCCGCUAAAAGCAGCCCAUCGACACGGCAGUUUGCCGGAGAAGACAGCACAAUAUAAAGUUUUUUUUUUUAAACUUUCAACUGAAACUAAAGCACAGAGAUCAUGAAGUGGUUAUCAGAUGAUCGCCGAAAGAAGGAGCCAGAAGUUUAUGACAAUGUGGUGGAAGGACUUAAAAAGAUAUACAAGGGAAAGCUACUGCCGUUGGAAGAAACGUACAAAUUUCACGACUUCCAUUCUCCACCCCUUGAUGAUCCAGAUUUUGAUGCGAAGCCCAUGAUUCUUCUUAUCGGUCAGUAUUCCACAGGAAAAACUACAUUUAUUAGAUAUCUCUUAGAACAGGACUUUCCCGGAAUCAGAAUCGGACCAGAACCAACGACAGAUCGUUUUAUUGCAGUAAUGCACAACAGCCAAGAGGGUGUCAUUCCUGGAAAUGCUCUUGUGGUAGACCCGAAGAAGCAGUUUCGGCCUUUGUCAAAGUUUGGCAAUGCCUUUCUCAAUAGAUUCCAGUGUUCGCAGCUAAACAACCCAGUUUUAAACAGUAUAACUAUUGUAGAUACUCCAGGUAUCUUGUCAGGAGAGAAACAGCGUAUCGACAGGGGCUACGAUUUCACAGGGGUGUUGGAAUGGUUUGCCGAGCGUGUCGAUAGGAUCAUCUUGCUCUUUGAUGCUCACAAACUGGAUAUCUCUGACGAGUUUCGAAGAGCUAUUGAGGCCAUCAAAGGUUACGAUGACAAGAUCCGCAUUGUACUCAACAAGGCAGACAUGGUGGAUCACCAGCAAUUGAUGCGAGUUUAUGGUGCCCUGAUGUGGUCGUUGGGUAAGGUACUGAGCACACCUGAAGUUGCACGAGUGUAUAUAGGUUCUUUCUGGGACCAACCCUUACAGUUUGACAUGAACAGGCGACUCUUUGAACUGGAAGAGAAAGACCUUUUCCGAGAUUUACAGAGUUUGCCAAGGAACGCUGCUUUGCGCAAGUUGAAUGACCUCAUCAAGCGAGCAAGGUUGGCCAAGGUACAUGCAUACAUCAUCAGCUACCUGAAGAAAGAGAUGCCAUCCAUGUUUGGAAAGGAUACCAAGAAGAAGGAGCUUAUUUCCAAACUGGGUGACAUCUACACGGCAAUCCAGCGGGAGCACCAGAUCUCCCCAGGUGAUUUUCCAAACUUGAAGCGUAUGCAGGAGCAGCUUGCUUUUCAUGACUUCACCAAAUUUCACCAGCUAAAACCCAAGCUUCUGGAGAGCGUAGAUCAGAUGCUGGCCAAUGACAUCGCACGUCUGAUGCAGAUGAUCCCUCAUGAGGAAGCAGAAAUGAUGCAGAACAACGCCACCGUUCAUGGUGGGGCUUUCGAGGGGUACACGGAAUCCCCUUUUGGCAUAGGCCGGGGAGAAGGUGUGGAUGCAGGGCGUGGAGAGCACGAGUGGGUGGUUUCUCAUGAAAAAUAUGAAUAUGAUGAAGUUUUCAACAAGCUGAACCCUGUCAAUGGCAAGAUAACUGGUGCUGCUGCCAAAUCUGAAAUGGUCAAGUCCAAGUUGCCCAACUCUGUGUUAAGCAAGGUGUGGAAGCUGGCUGAUAUUGAUCAUGAUGGCAUGCUGGAUGCUGAUGAGUGGGCACUAGCAAACCACCUGAUCCGCAUCAAGCUGGAUGGCCAUGAUCUUCCCUCUGACCUACCUGACCAUCUUAUACCACCCUCUAAACGAGAUGAUAUGUCUUAACACAAAUGGAACAAAGGAGCCAAGAUAUUUCAUUUCUUUUGUAAUAUUGUUUCAGGAAAAGGAUUUUUUUUAAAGGAAAAAUAAAACUCAUGGAGAAGGAAGGAAAAAAUACUUAAUUAAUCUUUAAGGGAUAUUAACUGCAGACAUUAAUGAAUUUUUUGUUAAAUAGAUUUUGGACUGAAAGGUCGGUGGUUGGAUAGUGGUGUCUGCAGUAUUUUUGCUUCACUUAAAAGUUUACAGGUCAUUUUAAGUUUGUAAUUAUGCUGAAAGGCAAUCAUGAUCCAUCAUAAUUAAUUUGCUUAUUUUUGUAAACUCAUAAGAACCCAUUUUAAAAAGGGUUUGGAAGAGGAGUCAUAGCACCUGUUAAACAUCUUUUUUCCAGUAAACCUUAUGUUUGUAUAAAUGACUUCAGUAUUUGUAUUGUGCUUCAGCAGUUUAAUUUUUUAGCUGACUCAAAAAAACAGCAAUAAUAUCAUUAGUUUUAGGGGUCAUCAUUCAAGAUUUUGGAUGAUGGUUUUUAAGUACUGUAUUCAGUUUUUAAAAAAAAGUACAAUUUUCUUUCAUAUUAAUUACAAAUGCUAUUAACAGUAGUUAAAUAUGGUACUAAAUCAAUAAUUUUUUUUAUGUUGGCUUCAUCGCUUUUGAGAAUUUUCCAUCAUCAUUCAUUUUUCAUGAUGACCAUUUCAAUUCUUUUUGAAAAUUUGUGAAAAAAAAUUGCAUGUUUAUUAUAGGAGAUUAAGCAGUAUUUAUAAAGGAAACUGGUUUCUGCCCAUCUUGAUUUUUGGAUAAAUGUAAUCCCAGCUGCUGUUGCUGAAGACAAGGGCAGUGUUGUGAAUAUUCUUUCAAUACUAUCAGUGUACUUUUCACCGUGGUUCUGCCUCAACUUCCUAAAGUUUACCAAUUGCAUUAGAAACAAUCAUUAUUUUUAUUUGUGAAGGAAUUAGGUGUAGGAAGCAAAGAACAGGAAAAGAGGUUUUUAUUUAACAGAUGAAUGAGCGUGUAUAAAGAACUUUUUUGGUUUUAUUUUGCAAGCAGCAGGGACUUUGCAAUGUAAAGGUUUAAUCAUAAUCAUUAUGUAGUUGCUUGUUGUUGGCUGUAUGUGCUUUCUAAAAAUGUUAACAAGGCAGGCAGCAAGAAGAAAGUUUUGUUGAAUUACUGUAGAUAUGUUGCAUUCACAAUAGGCUUUAAAACUCAGAUUAGAUCUUGUCUUGACCCCUGUUGCAAGAUAUGUGUAUAAGUAGGACACCCUCUCUCCACUUCAUUUUUGUAAACAAAUGUAUUAUAAAUGUUCUCAUUCUUAGCAAUGUUAUGGUAUUACAGAACAACAGAUGAAUUUUCCUACAGCAGUUUUUCAUCAUAGAAAAUGGUCCAAACAAGGCAUAAUGCAAAAAGAUUAAGAGAUUUUGAUUUUUUUCUUUUUGAACAAGACAUAAUCUUCAGAUAAACAUUUCUACAGUAAAAUGACAUCGUACUACUAAUAGUGAAGAGUAAAUAUAUAACAGUCUAUUCUGUUAUUUAGCAAGCUAUGUGGUAUUUGUACAGCUUAUCUAGACCCAAGAUUAUUCCAAGCACAUAGUGUCUGAAGGCUCAGAUUGCUGCAAUUUUAUUUUUUGUAGCAACUGUUUAUAGUGUAAAUUUCUAUGUAUAUUUAUGAUUUAAAUAAUAAAUAAAAGAUGCCUUUGGGGACAAAAUUAAUUUUACACUUAUUGUUUCCUAUUAAUUUUUUUAUUUCCAUGAGUGUAAUUACAGAUGAUGUUUUCACCUUUCCUGUCAUGAUCAGUAAGGCCAAAAACACUUUUCUGUGGGUGUUUAAAAAGGUAAAAUAUUUUGAGGAAAAUGGGUUGUCAACAUUAUUUUCAGCACUGUUAUGUACUGCAGCACUGACUUUGACUUGACUGAGAAAUGUACAUACGUAAAAUUUGUGUAAUUUUUUUUUCUUGAAUAAAUGAAAUAAAAUCUUGUUAUUGUACACUUUGACUCAGUCCAUUACAUCUGAACCGUCUUCAUGUACUGAACCAUCAGUCUUUGUUGUGGCUUGCUGUGCCUUGGUUUUGGAACAGAAGGGGUUCACUUUUUGGAGUAAUUCAAGUAGUUAUAGCUAUGUAUAUGCGGUUGUUUGAAAAAGCUAUUAGCAGUGUAUAUAGUAAUGUAUAUUAACCCAUGAUUCAUCUCUGGUCUUUGCCUCAUACUGUUACAUACUUUGCACUUCAAAAGCUUUGCCUCUCGUCUUUCUCAAACGAAAAUGUACCUAAUAUUAUAGCAUCAGUUUUAUUUACAACUGUAUAUUAAUUGCCGUUGGUGGCAUCCUGAUAAUUGUGAAUAACAUGUAGAUGUUUGCACUUUCAAUCCAAGAAAGCUAAUUUUAAAUGUAUCCUAUAUUGAUAUUUCAGGUUUUUUUGCUUGUUGUCUUUUGGGGAUAUUAGUAGAUCUGACACUGAUUACCUUCUGCCUGUAUUCUUAGUGCAAGAUCAGAUGUAAGUCUUCACAAUGGAUUCUGUUGUUUUUAACCCCAUGAUGUACUCAGUCUGCAUGCAUCAUCAUCUUUGUCAGACAUUUCUACAUGGUUUUCCUUUUCCCAAAAUGACAUCAACACAUGAAUAAAGUGACCUAGUUUAAAGAAAAGUUUAUGUUAUUUCUUAUUAGCUAUACAAAAUUUACUAGAACAUGUUUUAUGUUAAUCUUCUUCAGAGAACAAGUGACUUAGGCUGAAGCAUAACAUGUUGUCUAAUUCUUGAUCAAGUACCAUCAAUUCUUGCAACCAAAAAAAAAAAAAAAA
Pomacea canaliculata is the source of this 4505-nucleotide messenger RNA. RefSeq names its product EH domain-containing protein 3-like. Bases 122 to 1729 code for a protein of 535 amino acids. Gene Ontology annotation, cellular component: cytoplasm; plasma membrane. The record is from RefSeq and is a predicted model, not a curated record. NCBI's taxonomy places the organism in Eukaryota, Metazoa, Mollusca, Gastropoda, Architaenioglossa, Ampullariidae. The transcript has 3 exons. Gene Ontology annotation, biological process: endosomal transport; endocytosis. Gene Ontology annotation, molecular function: protein binding; GTP binding; calcium ion binding.